Molecule: messenger RNA, 709 nt
Organism: Cyprinodon variegatus (sheepshead minnow)
Lineage: Eukaryota; Metazoa; Chordata; Actinopteri; Cyprinodontiformes; Cyprinodontidae
Product: tubulin polymerization-promoting protein family member 3-like
Exons: 4
Biological process (GO): microtubule bundle formation; microtubule polymerization; positive regulation of protein polymerization
Cellular component (GO): microtubule
Molecular function (GO): tubulin binding
Source: RefSeq, a predicted model, not a curated record
GAUGUGGGACAGGCUGUCGUCAUGGUGACAGGGUAAACAGAUGAUAACAAGCACUUCGGAAAGCCGCAGAGGGCCAGAGGAGAGACGGAGACAGACGCAGGAGGACGGACAGGUAGUUGCGCUGCAGGUUUUGAAACAUCUGGAGGCAGUUCAGUUCAGCAGAUAUCAUCUCAUCAUGGCAGAAAGUGCGGACGUGGAGCAGCUCCUUACGGCCUUCAGGAAGUUCUCUGUUUACGGAGACCCAAAGGCAACCGGAAAGGAGCUGACUGGGAAGACCUGGGUAAAGCUGUGCAAAGACUGCAAGAUCAUCGACGGCAAGAACGUCACCAGUACGGAUGUGGACAUUGUCUUCUCUAAAGUCAAACAGAGGACGGCUCGGGUCAUCACCUAUGAGGAGUUCCAGCGAGCUCUGGAAGAACUUGCUCCAAAGAGGUUUAAAGGUCAAGCUAAAGAGGAGGCGCUGCAGUCCAUUUACAAGCUUGUGGAGGGUCAAGAACCAACCAGUGUUGGAGUGACGAAAGUGGCAAAGACAGCCGCAGUGGACCGUCUGACCGACCCGUCCCGUUACACAGGAUCCCACAAGGAGCGCUUUGAUGACAGCGGCCGGGGAAAAGGCCGUGAAGGCCGGGAGGAGAUCGUAGAGAACACGGGCUACGUAAACGCGUACAAGAACGCUGGAACGUAUGACAGCAAAGUAAAGCCUGAGAAG